CCCCGGUAUAUACCUGCUCUCCGCUCUGUCCCCAACAAGCACAACCCAACCGCUUAGCGGCAAAUGACAGCAUGGGGUAUUGCUACAGUUGCUAAAGUUGCCUUCUAAUAAUGAAGAUAAAUGCUCCCAUAGACUCCUGAUAUCGGCUGUCACAAGUCAGUAUCAAUCACAACUUGAACACCAGCAAUCAUGGAGAACAAUGACACUUCUAAUUCUGCGGGGGUGACGGACAAUCUGCUCAGCGACCUUGAGAAGCAGAAUACAAAGCCAUUGUGGGCGCAGAUGAGCAAACUGAAUCCGCCCCUCCCAAAUCCUACCGCGAAACCUCAUCUCUGGAACUUUGAGAAAAUCAGGCCCCAUCUUCUUCGCGCGGGCGAGCAGAUAACCGAGAAGCAAGCGGAGAGAAGAGUGCUUAUGUUGGUCAAUCCUGAAAGAGUGGCGCCAUAUACAACGGACACCCUCUAUGCGGGCCUCCAGCUCGUCAUGCCAAAUGAGACCGCACCUGCACAUCGUCACAGAGCCUUUGCAAUGCGCUUUAUCAUCGAGGGCACUGGCGGGUUUACGGCUGUCCACGGCCGGCGAAUCAACAUGACCCGUGGAGAUGUGAUUUUGACUCCAACAUGGAACUGGCACGAUCACGGAAAGGACGGAUCAGGACCAAUGAUCUGGCUCGACGGCUUAGAUCUACCUUCUUUCGUUCACUUCCCCGUUCAUUUUGUGGAGCAUUACAAGGAGAGCCGAUAUCCAGCAGAGAAUGUGGACACUAGUGAAAGCCCGAUUGUAUUUCCAUGGCCCAGAAUGAAGGCAGCUCUCGAUUCUGAACAGGGAUACUACGUUAUUAAGAGAUAUUUGAGGGGUGACGGCAGCGAAGUGUCCAAGUCAUUGGGUGGAUGUGCGGAGCGCUUGAACCCCGGAAAGAGUUCACCUGCGGUCCAGGAAACUGCUUCCUCUGUGUACCACAUCAUUGAAGGAUCUGGUUACUCGCGGAUCAAUGGCGAGAAAAUUACCUGGAAGAAGAGUGACACUUUCUGUAUACCAGCUUGGUACACUUAUGAGCACUUCGCGGAUGAGAAGGAGACAGUCUAUUUGUACCGCUUUGACGACAAGCCCAUGUUGAAUGCACUUGGGUUUUACAGGACGAAGGAUACUGACAGUGAGGGUCUAGCAACUGCUCACGUGUAAAAAAAAACAAGACAUAACCUGCAGAGGGAAUGAAUGUGACUUAUUCCUUUCAAUAUAUCUUUAACUGAG
This is a messenger RNA of Pseudogymnoascus verrucosus, 1251 nucleotides long. RefSeq lists its product as uncharacterized. The coding region runs from base 190 to 1182 and encodes 330 amino acids. The record is from RefSeq and is a predicted model, not a curated record. The transcript is spliced from 2 exons. Lineage: Eukaryota; Fungi; Ascomycota; Leotiomycetes; Thelebolales; Thelebolaceae. Gene Ontology annotation, molecular function: dioxygenase activity.